Molecule: messenger RNA, 2221 nt
Organism: Periophthalmus magnuspinnatus
Lineage: Eukaryota; Metazoa; Chordata; Actinopteri; Gobiiformes; Gobiidae
Gene: tmem41aa
Product: transmembrane protein 41aa
Exons: 5
Coding region: 68-904 (278 amino acids)
Source: RefSeq, a predicted model, not a curated record
UCCGCUCACGCACAGCAGACACAGCAGAGGUGAAGGAGCGCCUGGUUUGGACUGCAGAGCGGAGAAUAUGCGCUCACUUUUCGGACUUAUAGCUGUAGUUUCUACAGCCAGCCUGUAUUUGUAUUUACUUUCCCAGUAUCUCCCCUCUGCACCUCGGCGACGUCCUCCUCCCGCUGCUGAAGUUGAACAUGUGGAGACAGAGUCUUUGCAGGAGCCAGCGGACGAGCCGAACAGAUUAAAGUUCCCGUCAGACCUGGAGGAGCUGAGGGAGCUGGCUGAGCUGCUGCAGUUCUAUAAGACAGAGCACACUGGAUAUGUCCUGCUACUGUUCUGCAGCGCAUAUCUUUACAAACAGUCCUUUGCCAUUCCAGGCUCCUCAUUCCUGAACAUUCUGGCGGGGGCUAUAUUUGGACUCUAUGAAGGCCUUUUUCUCGCCUGCCUGCUCACUACAGUGGGCUCCACUCUGUGCUACUUCCUGUCCCAAGCUUUUGGAAAACGUUAUAUUGUCAGCUUCUUUCCUGACAAAGUCUCCACACUGCAGAAGAAGGUGGAGGACAAUCAGGAUUGCUUGUUCUUCUUCUUACUCUUUCUGAGGUUCUUUCCAAUGACGCCCAAUUGGUUCUUGAACAUGGCUGCUCCCAUUGUCAAUAUCCCUAUCACCUUCUUCUUUGGUUCUGUCCUCAUUGGUCUGCUGCCCUAUAACUUCAUCUGUGUCCAGACAGGGGUGAUGUUGUCCGAGCUGACAUCUCUGGAUGACUUGUUUUCCUGGGAGUGUCUGCUGCAGCUCUUGGUCAUUGCCUGUGUGGCUCUGCUUCCCGGUGCACUCAUCCGCCACUUCAGCCAGAGGAGGCUCAAACUAGAUGUCCCAGCAUGUAAUGGGAUAGUGGACAAAAAGGUCCAGUGAAAAUGUUGUGCUCUGGACUUUUGGACUUGAAUGUUUUUAAUGUAUGUCUCCUGGAAACCUUUGUUAUGGGUUUUAUUCAACGUUUACAUUGAAGCACACAACAGGAAAGAGAAGUGGAGAGGUGAGAGAAGGAUUUUGAACUGUAUAUUUAUGCACAAAUGUUGGCUCUUCUACAGCCAUUAUAUGCCAAGGAAACUGGAUGUGUAUACCCAUGUGUACAGUAAAAUAAGAGAAUGUUUGUGGAAAUUUUCUACAUUACCGAACGUUUGGUAUUUUCGUUGAAAGUGUUUUAAAGUGCCUGUCAUGCAGCAAUGGACUCUUGCCUUCUACCUCAGGCUCAGUUAAGAGGCACUUGUCAUAACCCAUAUUAGAGUUCAGGGGAGGGUGGGGUUAUAUGAGGUACAUGUUAGUUUGGACUGACUAUAGCUAAACUGAGAGCCAUUAUCACUUUUAUGUGAAACCAAAACAAAUAUUUGGACCAAAAUUAUUUCUGAAAGUAUUUGUGCUCGUUCAGAAUUGCAGGUGUGAAGAUGCAACACAUUUUAAUUAAACAGUCAAACAGUUAAAAAAAGUUUGUUCUUCAACAAAUUGUUCUUGUUGUUGGCUCCACUAUCAGUUUCUGUUCCUCCCUUUGACUUUUAAAGACUGACUGGCCAAGUCAGUGAUUCCACUACAUAGUUUGUUAGGCAUGGUAAAUUUGUUCUUGUGUUUUUUGCUUUGACAAAUAAAAAAAACAACUUAUUUGUAAAUGACCCACCAUUCACUGAUUGGAGCCCACUGCUGUAUUUGGAUACAUAAUGCCAUGUGAGUAAUUUGUGACAAAGGCUUUGUGAUUCUUGUGGUUGUCUUCAUGUCCUACCUGCUGGAUUUGUCUUUGAAAAGUCAAUAUGUUUUUACAGUGGAAUUCAAUGAGCAUUUGAGCCUUUAAUUUACUCAAACUUAUUAGAAGUGGUUUCUUUUAAGACAAAUAGUGUAAAAAGCUAUUGCUUAUUUAGCUGACAUGUUUCGGCGGCAGGACUUUCUAACAUGUCGAAACAUGUCAGCAAAAUAAGUGUAACCUUUUUAUUUAUAUUAUUAGAAAAUGCAGAGUUUGUUAUAAAAAGAAGACAAAAUUAAUUUUCUAAACAUAACUUUAAUUAUACUCACUUAUUUGCAAUAUUUGUCUAUUUUUGGCCUUUACAUUUCAGCAGACCCUUGAGUUUUCUGUAAUAUAUUACACAUUUGGGCUGUGAAAUUUGUGGUAUGAAAUAUCACAAAUGGUGUAACACCUUUUGAGGUGAAAAUAUUGAAAUAAAACAGAAAGCCAACGCAAUUCUU